AAACAUGCUUGUAAAAUUGACUAACUACCAACUUAAUUAAUUUCACACGUUCUUAAAGAAAACAUCUGAUCCAUACAUUCAGGGGCACACACAAGAAAAAAUCAACAUGAAAAACGUAUAAAGUGGACGCUAUUUUUCAUCGUAGAGUGAAUCGAAAAGGGGAGAGUGAAAUCUUUAAAUUAGCUUUGUUAAUUGCAGCGAUCAUCUUCAGGUUUCUUUCAGUUUGAUGAAAUCAAUCAUAUACUUAAAACCCUAAGUAAAAGGAGAAAUUUUGGUUGAAGAUAAGGUUUAGUUUGGUUAGAAUCAUAUACUUGAAGACUAAGAGAAGUGUCAAUUUGAAGAUAAAUUAGAAAGGAUGACUUCGUCAGUGUCGGGAUCAUAUCGUCUUGGAGGGACAUUUUCAUCAUCCAAUUUAUCACCCUUAGCUCUACCAUUUAAGGUUGAUAAAUCUAUUCCAAAACCAAAUUCAUCAAAUCCAUCUGUGAAUUCUAGUGAUAUGCCAUUGUAUAUUGCGUGCUUUGACCCAGCUCCUGGUCAAUUUUGGAAUAGCUCGUCGUCUUCAACCUCUACUUCAAAAUUUACAGCAACGGAGUCACUGGCUACUAAUGUCAAUUAUUCGUCUGCUAUGAACACGUAUGGGUAUCAAGAAGUCCAAUCAAGCACUUCACCUGCCAGUGUUUUUUACACUACCACUAAUGUGCCUGCUUAUGAUCCUUUCUCAUAUAAUCCAUAUCCGGAUUGCAUGCCUUCAAAUAUUAACGAUGGCACAAAAUCUUAUUAUCCUCAAUGUAUUCCUCCUCCACCUCAAAAAGAUGGGUCUCUGAGUUUGGGGGUUGGGGUUGGUAGUGAGCCGAGUUAUGACUUGAUGUCGUGCCCUGGUUCUACUCAUUUUAAUAGAUGUGGAUCUGCCCGAGUUAAUCCCCCACAUAAUAUGCCUGAUUAUGGGGGAUAUAAAUCAAAGUGGGGUUAUGUUCGGAGUGGAUUGAAUGGCAGUGAACACGGAAAAUGGAUGGACUAUGAUCAAGGGUUUAUUUCGAAGGAAUUAAAUGCCUCAAAUUUACCCAGCAGCAAGGGUUCGCUAUUUGACCAGAUCAAUAAACCUUUUGUUGACGUCAAUGUUCGUCCUUUUGUUGAUGGGAGCAGCAAGAAUCACUUUUUUGAUGAUGGGAGGAUAAACAGUCAUCUAAAACUAGGUACUGGCUUAACUCAGGACUCCAAUUUACACAGUGGAUCCUCGACUAUUAAUGUUAAGGACAAACGCUUCGAUAUUUUUGAUGGAGCCUAUAACCAAGGCAGCCUUGGCUUGGAGCAGCAAGGCUUUAUGUCAUCAUCCAAAUGUGCUAUAAUGAGAACUUCUGCGUCUGCAUCAGUCUCUAAAGGAAGCCCUCUUUUUCAGGAACCAGUUAUGGAAUCUGUUUCAUGUUUUUCUGGUUCUCAAAAGGCAAAUAGUUCUUCACAGGAGGACCAUUUCAGCCACACUGGAUUUUCUAUGUUUGGCUGUGCAUCAACGACCAGUUCUUUUCCCAAAGAUGUGUCCGAAAAAACAUUUGGUGGGUGUAGGCCUUCAGUGGAGCAUAUUCCUUCAGCUGUUAAACUGAAUUUCAUGGGCAUUGAUGCUGCUGACCAAAGUAAAUCAGUUACAGGGUAUAAAUCUUAUCAAAUGGAGGCUCAGACGCCACAUGGUUGGAAACGCCAUUCCAGCAUUACAAUCAGAAGACCUACUCCCACCACUGAAGCAACCUCUCUCCAAAUAAGAGAAACUGUUGAUAGUAGGCUUGAUAACAAGGGUAGUUCUGGGAAAAUAAAAUUUCCAUCUCAAGUACAUCACUGCACAAGUUUACAUGGCUUAAAUAUGGAAGCUAAGGAUGCUGAAGCUGUACAUUCAGGUGAAGAACAUUUUGGGGGUUCUGAUGAUCAUAGUUCUGCUGAGGAUUCACCAUGCUGGAAAGGAUCCUCUUCUAAUCGUUUUUCAUUGUUUGAACACUCUGAAAAUGUGGAUUCUGAUGUUCUUGUGAAAACAAUAGAUAAAUCCAGAAGUUUGAGUUCUCAAGAUCAUCAGAAUAAUGGUCUUUUCCCCUCAAUAAAAUUGAAUAAGGCAGUUUCUUUAGAGAAGCCUUCAGUUACUGUUUGUACGUCAAUUGAUUAUGAUGAUUUUGGUUCUGUGAACCCAAAACCUUAUCACUUUGAUCUCAAUACUGGAGGUAGCCCUCAAUUUUCUGAUGAUUCCCGCACAUCUAUGAUGGACUGCAAUCUGAAGAAGAAAUCUAAAUCUGAUUUAGAUCCCAACAGUUCUCCGGCUGCACAAACUAAUCCGAGUGGAGAACUUUCAUCUGCUAGUCAUAUUUCUGAAGCACUCCUUUCUGAAAAGGGUGGGAAUGACACUCCUGUUGUGGCAGAGGUUCUUUCUGGUUUGACAUCAAACAUUGACAGUAAGUUUUCGAAUCUGCUUCCUGGAAACAAGAUGAGUUUGAAAUCAGCUGGUGGAGAUUCAGACUCAAGGAUCGAUGUUAACAUGCUGCUGAGGACAAUGAUGAGUCUAUCAGAAAUAUUUCGGAGUCACUGUUUCAGCAGUCAAGCUAAAGUUGCAGAGAAGCACACUGUUUGCAUUAAGCAGAUUAUCAGCAACCUUAUGGCUUCUAUGUUGCUGAUGUCUGGAGUGACUAUUCCUACUCCUUUGCUUUCCUCAUCAGAUAAAGUUCUCCAGAAAGAAUUUCCUGUUGUUCAAAUGGUGAAUGAUGCUGAAACGCUGGCUAACUCUUUAAAGCUUGGUGGAAGAACUGAGGACCUUUCGGAUUAUGUUUUUUUCAAGGAUGAAGAGUUCCCAUUUGGAGAUGCUAAUAUGACAGAGGCUCUGAAGAAUCUUAUUUCUGAGAAUCUGCAAGAAGAGGAAACAGAUCAGCCGAAACUUUUGUAUAAAAAUCUAUGGCUUGAAGCAGAAGCCUCACUAUGUGUCAUGACUGCUAAAGCUCGCUUUCUUCGUAUGAAGACCGAGAUGAAGAGGAUUAAUGAUGGAACAAAAGAUAGCCUAGCAAGGUCUAAUGUUCCUGCAGAUGUUAAACUAGCAACUGUUGAAGAAGAUUCCCCAUCUCUUGGUGAAUGUCCAAAGCCUUCUACAUCUGGCGAGCACACUCACAUCAAGGUAUUCCAUGAUCCAGAACCAGAGUUGAAUGGUGUCGGCGCUAGAUAUCAUAUCCGUAAGAAUCGUAUUGAUACCUCCAACGCUAUGAACUAUGAGAGCAAAGAACCUUGUAACAACCAUAAUUGUGCUUCGAGUAUGUUCGAUGUUGACAAUGGCUCCCUUGCUCAGCCGACUACUGUUUUUGGAGGAUAUCAAAUCCUGAAAGGUAAAGAUGACAACUCCAAUCACCUGAACUAUGAAGCGUCACAGUCACCAGGAGAUGAGAACUAUCUGCCAGACGAUGAUUCCUCAAGCAGGGACAAGGUUUUUCAGGAUUCCCAAAUGUCUAACUCAUUGGGUGUUACUGAUGAUGAUGAGGCGUCUGUUAUGGCUAGGUUCCGAAUGAUACAAAAUCGUAUAGAUUGUUCGGACUCUAUGGCUGAUUAUCCUGUGCCCAAAGAAACAAUUGCUUUCCAGGAUUCUCAAAUGUCCAACUCAUUGGGUGUUACUGAUGGACACGAGGCUUCUGUUAUGGACAGGUAUCGGAUCAUUCGAAGCCGUAUGGAUCACUCAAACACCGUUACCGUUACCGACGAUCCUGCAUCUGCUCAAACAAUUGCUUUCCAGGGUUCCCAAAUGUUCAACUCAUUAGGCGUUACCAACGAAUGCAAGGCAGCCUUCCGGAGAAUAAAAAGUUGCAUGGAUCACUCAAACGCUAUGACCCAUAAUCCCAUACCGGGACAAUCAAGUGGAACAGCCGAGGAUGGAAUCAAAGAGAUAGGUGGGCCUCAACAGAAAAGCAACAUUAAAAAACCUACAUUUGGGCCGUAUCCAGAAUUGCUCGAGGAUGAAAAUGUGGAUGGUGUCAACAUCGGUGUUGAUGAACAAGCAGCAUAUGUUCCUACCUUAAAGACCAAUAGGAUGAGCACUGAGGUACUUGAGGGUUGGUAUGACAAUGAAUCCUCUACAUCAGAUUGGGAACACAUUUCUAGCCCUGAUGUCUGAAAACGCGGCUGACCGACUGACACCUUCCGCAGAUAUCUUCUUCUCCUCGCAGGUUUCAAACUAUUUGUAAUUAGUUAGUAUACACUUUCUCUCCAAGUUUGUCAUAAGCUAUUGCACCUUUUGGAUCAUCAAACUUUCGAUUGUGUGGAAACUGGUUCGGAUUUGAUAUCACUGAUUUGAAUAACAAUAUGCGAAGCUAAUGCACGUUGGCUUAGUAACGAGGGAAUUUCCAUUUAAAA
Molecule: messenger RNA, 4362 nt
Organism: Amaranthus tricolor (Joseph's coat)
Lineage: Eukaryota; Viridiplantae; Streptophyta; Magnoliopsida; Caryophyllales; Amaranthaceae
Exons: 7
Coding region: 356-4123 (1255 amino acids)
Source: RefSeq, a predicted model, not a curated record